Messenger RNA from Cuscuta europaea, 1706 nucleotides. NCBI's taxonomy places the organism in Eukaryota, Viridiplantae, Streptophyta, Magnoliopsida, Solanales, Convolvulaceae. The record is from the annotation of a GenBank genome assembly.
CCGGCAACCGCAGCAAUAAGGACAAAAAUAUUAGACCUACGCGUAGCCACAGAUCUUCCGGAUACACAUUCGCUCCAGUUGAAAUCCCUUGCGCAGCAGAUCCGCCGGCCUCCUCCCAUCACUCCAUCAGCUACCUCUUUCAAUCGCAAGCCACCGCCGUCUCCGUCCAUCAGCAGCCUCCGCCUCCUCCAACAGGUUGCCGCCUCAUCCAUCCGCUAGCCGCCUGCUUCGCCCCUCUCAGCAGCGCACGGACUGUCAACGCCGCACUCCGCCGCACUCCGCCUCCCCCCUCCCAGUACAGCCGCUGUAAUAGCCUCCUCCUCUGCCAUAUUUUCUUAAUAGAGUGGAUGACUGUUAGUUUCAUGACAACAUUUGGGAGUCAUCUUCUCAUUGGUAGAAAUGACCAGUGUCUCUCUAAGCAGGUUUUCAAACUGCCCAAAUCUAAAGGAAAUCUCAUUAGAUUUUUUUAUGAAGGAGAGCAUCAAACCUGCAGUGGAGGAGCUCCUCUAGUCUCUAAGCAGAAAGUAUUUAAGAUCUUAGCUUUUAAAAGCAGUAGCCAAAAUGACUCUGGAUGCAGUAGAUUCAAUGCCAUGAAGAAAUCUGUGAAUAAGCUUUCUUAUGGAGCCCAUGGGAGUGAGGUAACCUCAGUGGAGUCUUUUAGGGCACAGAAUCUUCCUGUUUCAUACCCUUCUGGAAUAGUUGAGACAACAAUAGAUGACACUCUGGCUAUACAGAAACCUCUCAAACACUGGCUGUCAAUAUUGCGUACAACACCAUCAUCAGACCAAGCAAUCAGUGAAAUUGUUGAAGGACAAUCUUCAACACAAGCAGUUGAAGCCCAAAAGCUGGUCCAACAGAAGACGAAAAGAAGAAGUAUUUUACAAGCAGUUUGGAGCUAUUUUAUAGGCCUGCAUGCAACAAUAAAGAUAGGUUUAUUGAUCUUUAUGCCCUUUUAUCUGGCUGUUACCUCAGCUUAUGGAGCCGAAAUUUCAAAAGAGUUGAUGCCAUUAUGGAUUUUUGGACCAUUUAUCAUUUCUUUGUAUAUCAAGAUGAUCCGAGCCAUCUCUGCACUUUAUGUGUUUUGUUUCGCUCAGACAGUAAAAGUUGUAAAGAAUCUUCCGACAUGCUACUCAUUAGCUCGUGAAUACAUUUUUCAUGGGAAGCUCAAGGAAGAAAUCAGAGUACGCUUAUUGCAGCCCGUGGUCAGUAUUAAGAACACAGACUACAGAAAGGUGGUAAGGAGUAGGUUGAACGAUAUGAAGGUCAUUUUGGCAGAGAAGUAUCUCGACUUCACAGAAUUAAUAUGGCCGUUUUACUGCAGAAUGAUCCGGCUUUUGAAGCGGGCAAACCUUAUCUAGACUUGGUGAGUUUGAUGUUGACGAUAAAGAGGUAUGAAUGUUGAGGGAUAUUUUAUUUCACUUUUUUGUCUGUUUUUUGUAAUGUCAGGAAUUAAAGUUUCAGUUAGUUGGUUAGUUAUGGUGUAUUCAUUCAUCAGAUUCUGAUUAAGCUUAGGGGGCUGACAGUGAAGCUUCUUGUUGUACUAACCGUCAAAAGCUCCAACAGUUGAUCACUAGUUGUUUUCGGUUUCAUGAUUUUUCCAAAAUUUAUUUAGGUGUUGGGAGAGCCAAACUCUUCAUUGUUUGUUUGUGUGUGAUGCAUGGAUUCUUCUCAUCAAAUUAGUACCAUGUUUGAUACUUCCACCUGCA